Astyanax mexicanus (Mexican tetra) is the source of this 2017-nucleotide messenger RNA. RefSeq names its product BMP and activin membrane-bound inhibitor homolog (Xenopus laevis) b (gene bambib). Gene Ontology annotation, biological process: negative regulation of transforming growth factor beta receptor signaling pathway; transforming growth factor beta receptor signaling pathway; positive regulation of canonical Wnt signaling pathway. NCBI's taxonomy places the organism in Eukaryota, Metazoa, Chordata, Actinopteri, Characiformes, Acestrorhamphidae. Gene Ontology annotation, molecular function: frizzled binding. The transcript is spliced from 3 exons. The coding region runs from base 406 to 1236 and encodes 276 amino acids. The record is from RefSeq and is a predicted model, not a curated record.
GAGAAGUCCUUUAGAUGUGCAUUUGCACAUCUGUGUCAGCAGUGUUGAUCUUAAUGGGGUUGAGAAAGAGUGACAGUUCAGUCAGUUUGAGCCAAUAUUAUUUUAUCAAUGGGCUGAAAGGGGCGUUUCCUCCUGAUCGUCAUAUUUAAAUAAAUACCCAGUAAGCCAAUGAGCGUGUGUGUGGGCGUGGUCUGUGUGGUGUGCCUGUGUGCAGUGUGAGCUGGAGCUCUGUUUCAGUGCUGGAGCGCUGGGAGGAGGAUAUCUGUGUGGAUUCUGCUGGUUCUGAAGAUCUCCAGGGUUCAGAAGUUCUGCUAUGGAUGUGUAAGGGUUCUACAGGGGCUGCAGAACCGAGUCUGGACCGGGUUCUGGCUGGGAGAGAGGCUGGGAGGAUGGUGCUGGGUUCGGAUGGCCCGGUUCUGUUCAGGAGAAGCUGGUAGAGCGGUGGAAGUGACCGAGGUCUCACAGAUGGAUCGGAACCCCAGCCUGGUCCACAUCUGGCUGCAGCUGGAGCUGUGCGCUAUGGCCGUGCUGCUGACCAGAGGAGAAAUCCGGUGUUACUGUGAUGCUCCUCACUGCGUGGCUACAGGUUACAUGUGUAAAUCAGAGCUGAACGCCUGCUUCACCCGAGUCCUGGACCCCCAGAGCACCAAAUCCCCCCUGUCCCACGGCUGCUACGACCCCCUGCUGAACUCGGGCAGCGUGUGCCGGUCUGAGUCCACCUACGACGUCCCCGCCGGCCUGGAGUGCUGCCAUGAAGACAUGUGCAAUUACAGAGGCCUGCAGGAGCUCAGCUACAGCCGGGGGGACGGCCUGGAUCGCAGGAGUCGUCCACAGCCAGGAAGUGGUCAUCACCUGGUAGCCCGGGUGCAGGAAAUCCCCUCGGCUAAGGAGGUGUGGUUCCGGGCAGCGGUCAUCGCCGUGCCGAUCGCCGGCGGCCUGAUCCUGGUGCUGCUGGUGAUGCUGGCGGUGCGGAUGCUGCGCAGCGAGAGCCGGCGGCUGAGGCAGCAGCGCAGCGAGAUGCUCUCCCGGCUGCAGUACAGCCUGCACGGCCAGCAGCUCGCCAAGGGCCGCGGCUCCGCCAAGCUGGACCUGGAGUGCAUGGUGCCGCUGGGGGGCCACGAAAACUGCUGCCUGACCUGCGACAAGAUCCGGCAGUCGGACCUGAGCGGCCAGAGACUGCUGUCCCUCGUCCACUGGGGGCGCUACAGCGGCCGGGGCAAGCUGGAGUUCGUCUGAUUUUAGAGGAUUUUUUUUUGUCCACUUCCUGUGACUCGUUUUCUCAUUUUUUGACUUUGCCUUCUAAAGGACAGGACUGCAUAAAAAAACAAAAAAACAGGAGAAAAACUACGAAAAAAGGACACUUGAAACCACCUGAACCACCUGGAUGCUGCUGUGGGGAAGCACUUUACUUGAAUAUGACGUUAGCAUAGUUAGAGGUGGACGUGGUUCACGUUCAUACGACUGGUGUGUGCUAAUGCUAAUGCUAAUGACUGAAGGAUUCCAAAUAAAACGGAAAACAAAACGAAAAAAGAAAAAAAUAACUGAAAAAAGAGAGACGUUUUGUUCCAAUUUGCACUUUUGUACAAAAAGAAAAGAAAAAAGGUUGAACUGCUUUAAGUUUUUAUGUCUAGAAAAGCACAUUUCUACAGACUUUACAAAAAGGGGCGUGGCUCCUCGGUAAACAAGAGCGAUGGACUUAACGACUGUUGAGUGUUGCUUUCUUCUUAAAAUUGAUCCCUGUAAAGAUUUGCUGGUGUAAAUAUUACAUGUCUGACAAGAAAUCAGAACUCUGGUGUUGUCUGAUUAUUUUAUAAGGUUAAAACAAAAACAGUAAUUUAUAAUUUUGUCCAUUUCUGCAACAUAUCAGGGACGAUUUCAGCUUCAUUUCUAUAGAACAGAAGGGAUUUGAGUGAUCAUUGAUAUUGACAGACUUGCUGGUUGACUAGCAUAACUUUUAAACUUUGUGAAAAUAGUGAAAUAAAUACAGCUCUGGACAAAAACAGGAGAGCACUUAAAA